AUGAACGUCUUCGAAGGAAUCGAAAAGAGAGUUGUAAUCAAGCUGAGGAAGGAAUGCUUUGAGAAGAAAAAGAAAAUUUCAUCCCUCUUGGAUAUCUCCAGAGAAUUAUGGGAGCAGAAACUAAACCUUAUCGGAUGCAGCAUCGUGUCAGAAAUAGAAGAAGAUGUCCAGGCACCAGCUGAAGAAAGAUGUAGAGUGUAUCUGCUGUCAGAAAGCUCCCUCUUUAUUUACACAGACAUGGUGUUUAUAAAAACUUGUGGAAAAACCAAGGUCCUGUUUUUCAUUCCUUUUCUGGUCGAUUUGUUAAUACUCAAGUUGACGAAUGAAUAUGCUUUGAAGGCCAAUGGAAUGUACGACGAGAGUUUUCUUUCCCAAAAUGAUCUGAUCGACAUUAUCGAGUUCAUUGGGGACAAUUUCGAAUACGCAUUCUUCACACAUAUGAAUUAUCAGAACAAGACGAAGGAUGGUUACUACGAGCAGGAGUACCCGCACAAGUCCAUUGAGGAUGAGAAAACAUUCUUCCAAUUUUUCUUCAAGACUUUUCAGUUUGCCAACACGCCCCUGCCGCACGGGAGGAACCACUACAUCUUCUUUGCGCAGGUGAAUCAGCUGGUGAGCGAUGCUGCUAAUGGAUCGACGAACGGAACCACUAAUGGGUUGGCGAACGGGGCCGUCCACUUCCCCCCCAGCUCUCACAAGUUCUGCUCCGAAAUGCACCUGUUCGGAAUUAACAAACAUAGCGAGAGGGCCAUGUUUCACGAACUGUACCUGAACGAGGACUCCCUAGGGAUAUUUCACUCGGGAGGGGAGCCACAGAAGGUGUAUGAAGAGAAUGAAAAAACGGACAUAUGCUGUAGCGAAAAUUCGUAUGACUAUGCAGAGUGCAGUUCGAAAAGCACGACCAACACGAGUUGCCUGUACAAGGAGACGAUGGCUCCAUUUCGAAGCGCAGAGGAUAUGGGCUACUACGGACAUCCCCGCAAAGAAGCGUUCUCCAAUUUUCACUUGAAAAACACCGACAUGAGUAGCAAAAACUUGGAUGAAACCAUUCAUGAGGACACGGUGUCGUACAGGAAUGAUGAAUUCCCCCUGGAUGGCAGCGGUCACAACAGGGGCAGCAGCGUCGGAAUUGGUUGCUGGAUUGCAGACGCCAGCGAAAAUGCGAAGUCACUCCUGCUGCCGUCCACCUCGAACGAGAGCAAAUACAUGCAGAGGCAAAUCGCACACGAAAGCUCAGUCUCGAACAUGCAGUGCGAAUUGCAGCCCUUGGAUGGCAGAACUCAAAGGGAUGUUAAAGUUGAACAGAAGAGGGAAAAUAACACCGACAGCAACGCAUACCUGAACGAAUUUUACCCGCGAAGUGAAUCCAUGGCGAAGGACAGCGAAGUCGGAGGAGGAGGCGCUAUCGGAAUGGGAAGCGGAAUGGGCGUUAUCACCACAUCAUCUCACUGCAGCUCCAACGACAGUAGUGUCAUUCACUUGAGGGACGCCUACUCCAGUUUGAACAGCUUCAGCGCCCUGGAUAACUGCAUCAGGGUUGCAGGAACAGAAUUAUCCUCUUUUCCGUCGUCACCUAGAAAUAGCCAACAAGUAAAACAGAUGAAGAGCCCCAAACCACAGGUGCACGUGAAGAAGAUAGAUACCAAUUUGUACGAAUGUUCCAGCCUACAAAAUAACAAGGAGAAAUUUCUUUACAACGAGUUUUACUUUACACCAUGCGGCUAUUCGUGCAAUGUAUCACAGAAGAACAACUAUUUUUGUGUUCACUACUCGCCGGAGGAUUUGGUGUCGUACGUCUCUAUAGAACUUGCGAGUGACCUAAGAAGCGAGAGCUUUUUCAGGUUUAUGGCGAACCAGCUGAGUUUUUACGGAGCAAAGGUGUUUUACGUGAUGAAUUAUCAUUACGAUGUUGAGGGAAGCAGCAUUGGAAGUCGUGUCGGAGGAAUGUCUUCUUCACCCACCUCGGAGGCAACACUCCUGCAUCGAAAGCUCUGCAACAAUAUUAUAGUGAACAAUGAGCAAUACUACGCUAUCCUGUGCAUGAAGGAACUUACUAUGGGCUUCCUCAAAAUGCAAUAUUUCGUAUACGAGUUGAAAAGUGUGAACGACGUUAGUGGAAUCAAUCUGUAUCUUCCGAGUGGACGCCAGGAAGCUGGAAACAACUUCGCUGUGACUCCUCUACCGAACCAUGUAGUGAAUGACAUGUAUACGUAUAGCUACCUAUUCUGCAAGCAAAACCGAGUGAUGAUGGUAGAUAUGGGGACAGAAUCUGAGAGUAACGGCGGAAGCUUGCACCCUAGCAAUCCCCACAGGAACAGUGACACCGGCUCGAGUAGAAACUUGUCUGAAGAUUCGCUAAACCUAAACGUAGGGGGGACAACCCAAUUUGAUGGCGACUCGAAGGAAGUAAAGGUGGCACGUCUUUCCCGAGAAGCCUUGGAAAGCAGCUCAAACAGUGCAGACGAUCCAAAGGGCAGCUCCCCAACCAGCAGAGUAGACACAACCCAAACGAAUGAGGAAGAGUGCCCAGAAAGGAAACAUAAAGAAGAAAUGACAGACUACUACCGAAGGAACAAAAUAGAGAUGUUCACGUUGAGCAGAAUUCUAAAUGAAGAUAUCGACACAUCCGUUGUGUGUAUAAAUUUGCAGAAAAUCCUGGCCCAGUACAUCCGAUUUAAGAAGAAUCUGCCAAGUGUAACUCCCUUCUAUUCCGUUAAAAGCAAUAAUGAUGAUGUAGUGCUUAAAUUUUUAUACGGAUUGAACGCCAAUUUUGACUGUGCAUCUGUUGGAGAAGUAAAAAAACUGACAACGUUACUUCCAGAUCUGGCUCGAGAAAGAAUCAUUUAUGCCAACACGAUAAAGAGUAUCCCAUCUCUGAUCUAUGCAAAGAAUGAAAACAUAAAUCUGUGUACCUUUGAUAACAUCGAAGAGUUGAAAAAGAUACUGAAAUAUCAUCCCACCUGUUCUCUCCUUCUCCGCAUCAACGUCGAUUUUAAGAAUUACAAAUCAUAUAUGUCGUCGAAGUACGGAGCGAAUGAACACGAAUGGGAAAACAUCCUCUCCUUUGGAAGGAAACACAACUUAAACAUCAUCGGGGUGUCCUUUCAUGUUGGAAGCAAUACGAAGAAUCUUUUCGAUUACUGUCAAGCCAUUAAAUUGUCAAGGGACGUUUGGAACAUGAGCAACAAAUUGGGAUACCAUUUUGAAAUUCUAAACCUAGGGGGAGGCUACCCAGAAGAAUUAGAAUACGAUAGUGCCAAAAAAAAUGAGAAGAAAAAAUAUUGCACGUUGAAUGAAGCCGAGUUAAAGAAAGACAUACAGAGCUUCCUUAAUGACAAGUCGGUCAUGAAAACAAAGUAUAACUUCUACAACUUUGAGAAAAUUGCGCUUGCCAUUAAUAUGUCCAUCGAACACUAUUUUAAAGAUAUAAAAUCCAAGCUGCGAAUCAUUUGUGAACCCGGAAGGUACAUGGUUGCUGCUUCGUCUACCCUAGCUGUCAAGGUUAUUGGCAAGAGGCACCCCACGUUCCAGGGGAUUAGGCUAAGAGACUUAAGGGGCAUGAAUCCGCUUGAUUUUGCGAAGAGGGGCGCGCAACCCGUGGGGGGGGGCAGCGGAGGAGCGGACAGAACCGAGGGGAACAUCGACGAAGGGGACCGAGGCGAGGGGAACGUCGACGAAGCGAACAUCGGUGAGGGGGUUAUCGGUGAGGGGGUUAUCGGUGGGGGGGUUAUCGGUGGGGGGUAUAGCGACCAUGUGAGCAACAGCCAAGGGGGAAAGACAGACCGACAGGAGGGGGUAGACGGAGGUGCUACUCAUACGGAGGGAUCAAAGAACGCAGAAAACGCGGAAGAGCUUCUCCUACUCAGCCACACCAACCUAAGCGAAAACCUCAGCUGUAACAGCAAUUCCAAGUUAGGAAACAUAACAAACAUAAAGAGGAAGGUAGUCAGCAUUAACGACAAUCGAUACAACUACUACUCCUACUACGUCAGUGACAGCAUAUACGGCUGCUUCAGUGGAAUCAUAUUUGACGAAUAUAAUAGAUCCCCAGUGUUUGUAAUUCGAAACCAAGGAGAUAGCAGUACGGCAUGUGAUGAUUUGGUAACUUCUCCCAUAUAUCUUGCCAACAUUUUUGGACAAUCCUGUGAUGGGCUGGACAUGAUCACCUCCAUUACAUACCUACCAGAAUGCUACAUUAACGACUGGAUUAUUUAUGAAUAUGCGGGAGCAUACACGUUUGUUAGCUCGUCCAAUUUUAAUGGGUUCAGAAAAUGCCAGAAGGUGUAUAUUUUCCCGAACAGCUCCUUUUCCUUUCUCAAGUGA
Molecule: messenger RNA, 4323 nt
Organism: Plasmodium inui San Antonio 1
Lineage: Eukaryota; Apicomplexa; Aconoidasida; Haemosporida; Plasmodiidae
Product: S-adenosylmethionine decarboxylase-ornithine decarboxylase-like protein
Exons: 1
Coding region: 1-4323 (1440 amino acids)
Biological process (GO): spermidine biosynthetic process
Cellular component (GO): cytoplasm
Molecular function (GO): adenosylmethionine decarboxylase activity; ornithine decarboxylase activity
Source: RefSeq, a predicted model, not a curated record